GCCGCCGAUGCAACUGCCCAGCCUGCAGAGCCAAACGCGUGAAGUGACGCGGCUCAGGGUUCAACUCAACUCUGAUGAGAAGCAGAUGCCACCGGAGAUGCUGACCUCUCCAAGAGAAGAACCGAGCGCGACUGCACAUGACAGCGUCGUCACGGCGGUGCCGGGCUGCGCCGUCACCACAGUCAUGCCAAAUUUCUCUGGCAACGCCUACUCGUUCAGCGCUUCUUCAGGCGGCACCUUCCACUGCAAAGCCACCGAUCUCAUCUUCGAGGUGGGCGCAGCCGGGCGGCUUCGCUACGGCUGGAGGGAGUGGCCUGUUGAGCUGUUCCAAGAGCAGUUCGUCCCCAUCAGCUCCACGUUUGACAUCAACUGGGACGGCUGCGAUGGCGGCCUUCGCGCCCUAAUGAUCCCGCACUACCUCGACCUGAAGCGCUGGAAACACACAUCCACUAUAAAAGUCCUCCACGCGAGGGACGGCAACAUCGAUGUGAGAGACCCGCGGUGCGUUUCGCAAACGCACGUGAGGGUCCUCACGUCGUCGCUGUCGAUCUUCACAGCGGUGCUCCGGUGGUUCCCCGGGCUCGUGUACCACGUGCACGCGGCCGUGCUCAUCUUCAAGGUUCCCGGCUUGCUCACGAAGCUGCAGCUGCACGUCGUCCCCUACGCAGACGCAAACAUCGAACGCCUGAAGAGGAAGCUGCAGCAAGAACGCUACGAGUAUUACAAUAUUCCUCCCAAGUCGGACGAAAUGCUGGUGGUGGCCACACGGUACGCACUGAGCUGCGACGUCGCCACGAAUUCGAUACAGCCGCAGGAACUGACGAUGGAGAACCCGGCGAGUGACUACAACUUCAUUCACGUCUCGUUCGAUGGCACCUUCAAGGAGGUCUUCCUCACCCUGACGAAGAGGGGCCAGCAGGAGAAAAACGUCUGGACGAGAAGGGUGCAGUGGCGAGACAAGGAGACGGCUCCCGAAGCCCCCAAAGCUGCAAAGAGUCGACGCGUCGGCCCCCAAAAUCCAGAGCAUCUCUUUGACAAGAUCAGAUCGGAGUUGCCCACGUUGGUGGGAGCUCUGCAAGGCAACCUGACGCCCCUGCUCAAUGAAUUUUCUGCGCAAGGGAUAUUGACGCAGCCAGAGAUCUCACAAAUCCGAGCGGUCUCCUCCAGCAACGGCGGAUUCGAGGCCGCCAGCCAGCUGGUGGAGCGCAUCCUCGAGAAGCGCGCGGGCAUCUCGGAGCCCGUGUGGGAGGCGCUGUGGCAGACCCGCGACACCUACCAGAAGCUCCGCGACCUCCUUUGUGACGUCUUCCCCGACAGGGAUCCUUGAAAUCCGCCCCGCCCACCACCACCUCAGAGAGACGGAGGCACCCGUCCACGCUUUGAAAAGAAAGAGGACGCGUGUUCUCGAAGAUACUACGCCAUUUCAUUGUUGUCGAUGUUGUUGUUUUACACCAGAUUGCAAGCCCUCGUGUGCUUGAGCUCCUGUGUUGUCGUUCGAUUGCCAGGAGCGGCCCGUCUGUCGCGAACAAUUGUGGCUGAAACCGCGCGGACGACGCGGACAAUUCGCAGGAGCAUUUCGAAGGCUCUAAAAUGUGCGCGAGACUUGCAGAGAUAGCCAGAGAAAUACAGAGACACAGACAUACACAGAGACACGGAUAUACACUGAGAUACACACACACACAGAGAUACACAAAUAUACAAUGGCACAGAGAUACACACAGAUACAAAGAGAUAUACAGAGACAGAGAUACGUAGAGAUACAGAGAGACGCAGAGAGACACAGAGAUAUAGAAAUACAGAGUUGCAGAGACACAAAAAUGCACAAGACCCAUGGAGACCCACAGAGAGCCGUUGAGACCCACAAAGAGACACCCAUAGAAACCCACAGAGACCUAUAGAGACUUAGAGGCACUCAGAGACCUACGAAGAGACACCCAGAGACCCGCAGAGAUACACAGACCCACUGACGCCCAAAGAGUAGCACGGUUGCCUAUGUACGGUGCCAAAGACGUUCAACGCACAGAACACAGACAACUUAAAGCUUUGUCCUAUACUUUAAGGUUGUUUGUUGUAUUUCGAGGCCUCAUAAGUCGAGGCCCUACGCUGUAGCUUACUUGGCUCAGGCCUAAAUUCGUACUCUAUCUGCGUUGCACACAAACACACAGAGUGCGUUAGAACUAUUAACCUGACGUCGAAGGCACGAAGGGAAGGCCAACUCAAUGGUCACGCUCCACUCGUGCCCUCAUUUUGUGACCAGCAGUGGCAAAACUGGAACAAACCAAGUGUCUAAAAGUACACCGCCAAUUCACUGCAAAGAGCCCAGUGUGUGUGUGUAGUGUCAACGAUUCGGAGACAGAAUUUAUAGGAUACACCUUCUUUAUUCACCACGACUUCCACGGUCGUCGUCCACACCACACUCCCCAGGAUAGCUCAGCCUCGCCCGUACACAGCCCUGGCCGUCUAACACCGACGGCGCCGACUCUGAGACGGCCAACUGCUCUCCUUCGUAGGGCUACGUCCAGCGGAGACGUUUGGCGAUGACGUAGACGAGACGACAGCGACGACGAGACGGGUCCACUCCCAGAACCGGCAGUCUCGAGCUCCCCACUCUCGGCUCCGUUUACGCUACAUGGUGUUGUAUAUCUUGGCCUUUUCCCAAAAAUGUAUAUUAAGUAUAAUUCUGCCAAUAUUUUUUUUAUAAUAAAUCGGAGUGUAGCAAAAAAAAGAGUUGAAACAAAACAUCUUAACCCCACUGCCUCUCACAAACCACACAAGAAGGCAGCUGGAGAUAAGCCAUAACAUGUAAUAAAGCCCCGGGGCAAAGGGAGGUUAGUGAGAAUCUGGGAAUCUCCACAUGGCAAAGGACCAUAAGGCACGACCUCCACGGACGUUUUGGACAGUUUCCCAAACAAAUCCUCCAGAUCCACUGGAAUCUGGAGAAACAGCCUGGUCUCACAUCGAAACUUGCUGACACAGACUUUUACACCACCCCAGUCAGCUCUCCGCGGACGGCGAGAGCCACAGGGCAAAUGGACUUUAAAACUGGCGUUUUUUUUACAACGGUAAAAGUUUGAAACUUAGCAACAAGGAUAAAUAGACAUUAUAGACUGCCAGUACACUCUCAGAUUAAGAACCAAACAGCAGUCUACAUUAGUGGCUUUUAUCAUUACUUAUUUUAUUUUACCCUUAUCUACCUCAUAUAUUGUUUCUUAUUGUAUCUUUUUGUCUAUGUGACUUUACCGAAAGAACCAAAGCAUAUUAAUUCUUGCAGUCACGAAAGUUUUAAGUGAAAAUGUAACCCUCGUGUAGCAUCAACAGACCGUUGGGACAAGUGCUGUUACGGGCAGCAGCAGCACCUAUGCAUGCCUGGAUGUUGAAGUAACCUUCGGGUGUCUGUAUGUCUCUGUGAGUCUCUGUGAGUCUCUGUGGGUGUCUCUAUGAGUGUCUCUGUGGGUGUCUCUGUGGGGCUCUGUGGGUGUCUCUGUGGGUGUCUCUGUGAGUGUCUCUGUGAGUGUCUGUGGGUGUCUCUAUGGGUGUCUCUGUGGGGCUCUGUGGGUCUCUGUGAGUGUCUCUGUGUAUCUCUGUGGCUUAGGUCAAAACUUAGUUAUAUCUCCAACCUCAGGAUAUCAAAAUAUAACUCGAGAAUAAGAAGCACGGACCCCUGGCGACACGGACGAAGAACAAAGCCUAAGAAAACCCUCGGAAUACCUGUGGAAACAUCUAUGGUACAUCACAAAUCUUGGUUAAACAUAAACCGAGCAAUAAUUAUGAAGUAUUAGCCCUAGGGUAAUUCAAAAGAGAUACAAGGCGAAAUAGGUCAAUCACACACGACCAAGAUAAUAUGUAUUCCAUAAGACCAGAGCCUCCAAACCGCCUUUGUCUUCCAACAAUUUGACACAAUAAAUGGUAGAAAUAAAAUACGUAUGAUGGGAUGGUGCCUUCCCUUGAGACAGCAAACACCACGAAGGCAGAGAGGGGGGGGCGCAAACAAAAAACAUGAACGUGGUGAUGGAAAGCAGCCAGUCAAAGUUUAAAGGGGGGGUGGGCAACCUGGCGGCUGCGGCCACGGGAGGAGAACGAGACAGGGAUUCUGGUUUUUUUUUCGCAAGAGACGCACAGAGGGGAGAGAAUUUCACAUAUAAGCAGGGACACAGAUAUUGCAACUGAGUCUUGCUGCGGCAAGCUCCGGGAGUGGGUCCCGCAAUCAACCAUGGAUGUCGAGUCUUGCAGAGGAGAUGGGCGAUGUGUUGCUUGGCGCUGAUUUCUGCGCUGACCGACAGUUAUCGCUGAAAGUUUUAUUCUACAUUCAUCCUGAUGUUUUGAGUCGCUUACAGAGUCAAGGAAUUCGAUAAGUUGUAUUGUACUAAGCGAUAAGAGUUGCGAGAAGCUAGGAAAUGUGCGAAUACAAUUUAUGAGUUCUGAGAGUAAGUGAGGAGCUGCGAGCACAAUCGUGCACCGCCAAAGGAGAGCACGGAGAAGGAGAGAGAGAGAGCGUGACCGGCGCAACUGAGAAAGAGUGUUGCCACUAGCGACCAGCAGACGAGCAUCAUCCAGCAGCAGAGAGACCUGCAGCUGCCGCCAAGAGAGAGAGAGAAAGCGCCUUGUGUAUGACAACAACAACAACCGCCAUUCGCCACUAAGUGGCGGUGACGUCACCACGAUGCUUGUGCCAGGCCAAGUGCACCUUGAGGCCACGUGAAGUGUCGAAAGCCCGCUGGCAGGAGGUCACGGGGCAGACCCAGGUGCCACGGGUCGACUGACCGAGAUGACCGAGAUGACUGGCUGAUGCACCACCUGUGCCCCCUACUGUGCCAACUUGCUGUGCUUUAGCCACCCGGCGCUCCGCUCGUUGUUGUGAGCGUCGCUCCUCCGCCCUCCGUUGUUGUUGGAGGGCGACUGCCUCCAACUGCCCAGUAGCGUCCUUCACGAGCCCACACACACACACGAAUCAUCGCCCAGCAGGGAACCAAAGCAUUUUUGGUACAAGAAACUCCCCACCUCGGCGUCUGCUUAACGCAAAGAGUUGAGCAAGGAGACAAGUUUCAAGUUUUUUUUUCAAGUUUCAUGUUUUAGGUAAAGCCCUGUGAGCCAUUCGGCUCUUGAAUCGGGUGCAACCGCAACAAAAAAAAACAUGAACAAGAAUACAUCUUAUAGUGACUAUGUGCAAACAGAAAAUCCAAGAAAAGACAGCAAAAUAUUGCAGAAAAAGCACCGUACAACAACACUGUGUGCAAAAAUCCCAGUGGGAUGCAAGUCAAACAACAACAACCACAAGACAACUUAGAUUAAGGCCAUCAGUCUAAUUCUGUACUACAACAAACAAACAUGGCCAAACCAAAAAACUUUUCGAAAAUCACCAAAAUAAAGCCAUAAAAGCAAUGAAACAGUGGUCAUAGGAACUAUGACCGAAUUUUCACAAUAAACGACGUGAACAACAUGUACUACCAAACUCUGUAGCCAUAGCUGGCUGCAUGAGUCACUCCACAACAGUAGGAGCAUCAGUCGGAGUAUCAACAUUUUUCAAUGCACCUUUAA
Molecule: messenger RNA, 5535 nt
Organism: Lethenteron reissneri (Far Eastern brook lamprey)
Lineage: Eukaryota; Metazoa; Chordata; Hyperoartia; Petromyzontiformes; Petromyzontidae
Source: RefSeq, a predicted model, not a curated record